Pisolithus orientalis is the source of this 1860-nucleotide messenger RNA. Its product is annotated as FMN-dependent dehydrogenase-domain-containing protein. Lineage: Eukaryota; Fungi; Basidiomycota; Agaricomycetes; Boletales; Pisolithaceae. Gene Ontology annotation, biological process: lactate metabolic process. Bases 110 to 1531 code for a protein of 473 amino acids. The record is from RefSeq and is a predicted model, not a curated record. Gene Ontology annotation, molecular function: L-lactate dehydrogenase (cytochrome) activity; heme binding. The transcript has 12 exons.
CCCAGAUCAGGGUCGAGUGGGCCCUCCGAGUUGUUGUUCACUCACGAACGCGUGUUCCCAGUGUCCUUCUUAGCCAAAAGGAUCUUUCAGACACUGGCGCUAAGAUACCAUGUCAACCUUUACACUUGCACAGGUUGCCGAGUGCAACACCACCAGCUCCUGCUGGGUUAUCAUACGAAAUAAGGUCUAUGAUGUGACAGAUUUCAUUUUCAACCACCCCGGAGGACCACAAGUGAUUAUGGACUACGCUGGGAAAGACGCUACCGCAGCUUUCGUCCCAAUUCACCCGUCCGAUACUUUGGACAAGUACCUUCCAUGUGAAAAACACCUGGGAACCCUUGACGAAGCUUCUAUUCGGGAACUUAGAGCUGCCAACCAGAGCAAAGGAAAGUCUCGAGAUGAGCUUCGAGUUGAGGAAGCUGUCAAGAACAAACCGCCGCUGGGGCGGAUGAUUAAUAUCCAAGACAUUGAGGAGAUAGCCAAGAAAAUUCUUCCCUACAAGGCAAUGGCGUACUACGCUUCUGCAGCUGAUGAUUCGAUCAGUUGCGUGGAAAACGCACGGGCGUUCAGUCGCUUCUUCUUUCGUCCGCGCGUCAUGAAAGCGGUUUCUGGUGUUGAUCCAUCGACAACCAUGCUAGGAUAUAAAUCUUCAAUACCAGUUUAUAUCAGCGGGUCGGCAUUGGCUCGUCUAGGGCACCCAUUAGGCGAAAUGGUCUCGUCGAAUUCCUCCUUGUCUUACGCUCAAAUCGCGGCAGCGCGAGGUUCCUCGGAACAACCAUUAUUAUUCCAGUUGUAUAAACAUAAGAAUGACGACAUUGCAGCAAGACGCAUCAGAGAAGUGGAGGAGCUAGGCUACAAAGCGAUUUGCUUGACAGUUGAUGCCCUUGUGCCUUCAAACCGCGAACUGGAUACCCGUGCUUCACAUUAUCUUGAAGAAUAUGAAAAUGAGGGCAAGAUUACGCGUGGAAAUGCUGCAGACAAGUCAGGGGACGUCAGCACGCUUGGCACGGCUGGAGGUUUGAUUGUCAAUAAUGAUCUAGACAUGACAUGGGAAAAGACUAUACCUUGGAUAAGAAGUGUUACCAAACUCCCUAUUGUCGUUAAAGGUAUCCAAUGUGUUGCAGAUGCUGUUCUUGCCGUUGAGGCUGGAUGCGAAGGUAUUGUGCUGUCGAACCAUGGAGGUUGUUUUUCUUACGUUGCAAGUUCGUUACCUCCCAUGGAGGUGCUUUACAAGAUCCGCUGCGAGCGCCCUGACGUGUUUGCAAAGACCGAAGUUUACAUUGAUGGAGGUGUCCGUCGUGGAACAGACAUCCUAAAAGCUCUUUGUCUUGGAGCAAGGACGGUUGGCCUCGGCCGCGCCUUUCUCUAUGCACAGAGUGCCUACGGAGAAGCUGGAGCCAUUCAUUUAGUGCGUAUUUUGGAACGGGAGAUUAAGUUUGCCAUGGCUUCUCUUGGUGUCCGCACAAUUGAUCAACUUGCCCCGGAACUGGUAGAACGUGUUGACUGGCAACCCCUGGGCUCCAAAUUGUGAAAUUAGCUGUCCAGAAUCUACGUGAAGAUUACACGGUGAGGAUCUCAUGGUCUGAAAAUCACAUAAACAGACUGGCGGAGGACGUCAUUCUCGUGGAAGGCACUAGUCACGGACCUAAUUGUGGCGGAGUUUUGAGGUUGUAGGCACGUUGAGAUAGUAUGGCGCCCUGAGCUCGAGGUCUUUGCGUAGUCAACACUUGGAAACCAUCUCUUGGCCACUUACUCGAUUACAUAACGGAUCGGUGCAGUGGUUGACAUUGUUCACGUGACACAUCACGCGAGAGGUUUGCCUGAAUUUCAACUUGGUGAAUGACCUCUGCCAUCUCUUCC